CGCUGUGAACGGCACUGCGCAAAAACGAAAGUAGAAAUUAAGUAUCGCAUAUGCUCGCCGAUUGCGCAAAUAUGGAGUUGAACAAGAAUACGAGCUCCUUACGAGCUCAUGUUUCUUUUGACUCAGGGGGAACAAGCCGAGGACAUACUGCUCCAGUGAACAGCGCAAAGAUCGGCUCGCAAUCCGAUGUACGCUCCUCGCUCCUGACUCAUCAUCCUCCUGGCAUCGAAGACCGCUCGUACGUUGGCAGACCGACGAACCAAAUCCGGCAUCACAACGGCAAGAGGACUCAUCGGCACCAUGGACCCAUCUCGCUUGGAGGACAGAUGCGAUGAUCUCGACGACGUGAGCAUUUCGGUUGCUUGAGAUUGCCUCCAGUCGCGCGCUGUAACGAAUUCACUCUGGACUCGAUAGAUAGUCACAAUGAUCUCUCGCUUCUGACUGGUAGACGAUGCGAGAUUCAUGACAGUCGGAAUCCCCGCCCCGACUAUCGACAGCCGUGCGUCUUGUCACUGCCGGUUGUCAAUGGCCAAGGAAUGCAGGAGCAGUCUCCGCCAACCCAUGUCCU
This is a messenger RNA of Dissoconium aciculare CBS 342.82, 568 nucleotides long. RefSeq lists its product as uncharacterized. NCBI's taxonomy places the organism in Eukaryota, Fungi, Ascomycota, Dothideomycetes, Mycosphaerellales, Dissoconiaceae. The record is from RefSeq and is a predicted model, not a curated record. The transcript is spliced from 2 exons. The coding region runs from base 51 to 335 and encodes 94 amino acids.